Pocillopora verrucosa is the source of this 1845-nucleotide messenger RNA. Lineage: Eukaryota; Metazoa; Cnidaria; Anthozoa; Scleractinia; Pocilloporidae. The record is from RefSeq and is a predicted model, not a curated record.
GCUCGCGGAUUUUCUGGGAUUCCAGGAUCGAAUGGUAUACCAGGAAUGCCGGGAAUUCCAGGCGCCCCAGGGCCACAAGGACAACAAGGAAAAGAUGGAGCCAAGGGGGAGCCUGGUGUCAAGGGACCGAGAGGUAUGACGGGAACAAGAGGACUUAAAGGAAAUCCAGGGUCACUGGGUAAAAAUGGUGCACCUGGAAUGAUGGGAAUAAAAGGAGAUAAAGGUCAUGAAGGGUCACGUGGCAGCAGUGGACCGCCAGGAAUCAAGGGUGUGAAAGGAGAGCAGGGAUCUAAAGGAGAGAAAGGAGAAAUCGUGAAUAGUGCAGUGUCACAGACCAACUGGAAACAGUGUGUGUGGAAAAAUGAUGAUGAUAGAGAUAGUGGAAAGAUUAAGGAUUGCUCAUUCAACAAGCUGCAGUCUGAUACAGCUAUUAAAGUCUCAUUCCAGGGAAAUGCAAAAGUCUAUGGCACUUCUAAAUGCAACCGGUGGUUCUUCAAGUUUAAUGGAAAUGAAUGCAGUGGACCAAUGACAAUUGAGGCUGCUGUGUACAACGGCUGGCCAUCUGGGAAUCCUCAGCUGCUUCAUCACAGAUCAUUUGAGGGAUACUGUGAAAAUAUUCCACAGGGCAGGGUUACUGUGGAGUUAUGGGUAGGACAUUGUCACGGUAGUUAUACAUUGGGUAAUGCUUACACUGGAUGGCAAUCAGUAUCCCGGAUAAUGAUAGAGGAAGUGUCUAGAGCCCAACAUCUUUCUGACUCAUUUCUGACACAAACUUCAUCUGUAGGACAUACAAUCAUAGAACACGCACUAUUCGCGCAAAGUAACCAUCGAAGUAUGGCAAAGCUCCUGAUCCUUGCUGCUUUGUCAUUUGUCUCAUUCAAAACAGGAGCAAGUUCCACGGGAACAACCACCAGUCCUCAACAACAGAAUCCACAAACUGGCGCUGACAAAGACCCAUGUGAGAAAUCCAUUUUUGCUCGCGGAUUUUCUGGGAUUCCAGGAUCGAAUGGCAUACCAGGAAUGCCGGGAAUUCCUGGCGCCCCAGGGCCACAAGGACAACAAGGAAAAGAUGGAGCCAAGGGGGAGCCUGGUGUCAAGGGACCGAGAGGUAUGACGGGAACAAGAGGACUAAAAGGAAAUCCAGGGUCACUGGGUAAGAAUGGUGCACCUGGAAUGAUGGGAAGAACAGGAGAUAAGGGUCAUGAAGGGUCACGUGGCAGCAGUGGACCGCCAGGAAUCAAGGGUGUGAAAGGAGAGCAGGGAUCUAAAGGAGAGAAAGGAGAAAUCGUGAAUAGUGCAGUGUCACAGACCAACUGGAAACAGUGUGUAUGGAAAAAUGAUGAUUAUAGAGAUAGUGGAAAGAUUAAGGAAUGCUCAUUCAACAAGCUGCAGUCUGAUACAGCUAUUAAAGUCUCAUUCCAGGGAAAUACACAAGUCUAUGGCACUCCUAAAUGCAACAGGUGGUUCUUCAAGUUUAAUGGAAAUGAAUGCAGUGGACCAAUGACAAUUGAGGCUGCUGUGUACAACAGCUGGCCAUCUGGGAAUCCUAAUCUGCUUCAUCACAGAUCAUUUGAGGGAUACUGUGAAAAUAUUCCACAGGGCUGGGUUACCGUGGAGUUAUGGGUAGGAAAGUGUUCCAGUGGUCAUACACUGGGUGAUGCUCGCACUGGAUGGCAAUCAGUAUCCCGGAUAAUAAUAGAGGAAGUGUCAAGAGCCCAGUCCUAAUCAGCCCUGACAUCUUCACUUGAGGACUGGAGUAGAAUAUUCUUUUUUCCAUUCAUCCUUUAUUCUAGAUUUCAUGAUUUUCUCACAUUUUCCUUACAGCCCAAAAAUUGAAGUUACUGU